GUUGGAAUUCAUACCAAGGCAUGGUUUAUCGCUGGGAUAUUUCUACUAAUGACUAUACCAAUAUCUCUCUGGGGAAUACUACAACACUUAGUCCAUUAUACUCAACCUGAAUUACAGAAACCAAUAAUAAGGAUUCUAUGGAUGGUGCCGAUUUACAGUUUAGACAGUUGGAUAGCUUUGAAAUACCCCAACAUUGCAAUAUAUGUGGAUACAUGUCGAGAAUGCUAUGAAGCUUAUGUCAUCUAUAAUUUUAUGGUUUUUCUCUCAAAUUAUCUAACCAACCGGUACCCAAACCUCGUAUUAAUAAUAGAAGCAAAAGAUCAGCAGAGACAUCUGCCGCCUCUAUGUUGUUGUCCGUCGUGGGCUAUGGGAGAAGUUUUAUUAUUUAGAUGUAAACUGGGUGUUUUGCAGUACACGGUUGUCAGACCAUUUACUACCAUUAUUGCUUUAAUUUGUGAACUAGUGGGAGUGUAUGAUGAAGGAAACUUCAGCUUCAACAAUGCUUGGACUUACUUGGUUAUACUUAAUAACAUGUCACAGCUAUUUGCUAUGUAUUGUCUGGUGCUGUUUUACAAAGUACUGCGUGAAGAACUGAACCCUAUCCAACCUGUUGGCAAGUUCCUUUGCGUGAAGAUGGUAGUUUUUGUUUCUUUCUGGCAAGCUGUGCUUAUUGCAUUGUUGGUGAAAGUUGGUGUUAUUUCUGAGAAACACACCUGGGAAUGGCAAAGUGUGGAAGCUGUGGCUACAGGCCUACAGGAUUUUAUCAUUUGUGUUGAGAUGUUCCUGGCUGCUAUUGCGCAUCACUACAGUUUUUCCUACAAACCUUAUGUUCAAGAAGCUGAAGAAGGGUCAUGCUUCGACUCUUUUCUUGCAAUGUGGGAUAUUUCUGAUAUAAGGGCAGAUAUAUCAGAACAGGUUCGAAAUGUUGGAAGGACAGUUUUGGGCCAGCCAAGGAAAAUGUUUUUUGCUGAGGAUCAUGAACAAAACGAGCAUACAAGUUUACUGUCUUCAUCUACUCAAGACCCAAUUUCUGAUGCUUCUUCAAUGCCAUCUUCACCUAUGGGUCAUUAUCAGGGGUUUGGACACACUGUGACACCUCUUACAACACCAACGACAGCCCCUGCAGUUGAUGGUAUUUAUAACACUUCUGCUAUUCGAGAUGCUGAGGAGUCACCUGAACUAGAGCACAAUUUAUCAGAGAAAGCUUUGGAUAAAAGUUAGACUCACCUUUUCUUUGAAUGUGUCAAGGAGUCCGUUAUAUACUUGCCACGCAUGUUCUGUUAACAGGUACUAUUAGUGAUGAAAGUUGAAAAGCUACUGCGCAGACAGGAAGAGGAUAUGGCUGUAACUGACAUCUGAAUUCUGGAUCUAUAAUGGAUGUGAGUAUCUGUGAGUACCCCAUGAAUAUAAAACACGCACACUGUAAAGGUUUCUGCAUAAAUUUAAGAAUCAACUCCUUAAACU
Fulmarus glacialis (Northern fulmar) is the source of this 1464-nucleotide messenger RNA. It is a transcript of the gene TMEM184C, whose product is annotated as transmembrane protein 184C. Gene Ontology annotation, biological process: transport. The annotation marks the transcript as partial. The transcript has 9 exons. Gene Ontology annotation, molecular function: transporter activity. The record is from RefSeq and is a predicted model, not a curated record. Lineage: Eukaryota; Metazoa; Chordata; Aves; Procellariiformes; Procellariidae.